AACUCUUGUCUUUAAAUAAUACUCCAGCUGAGGUAGAAGUUUCUGUCUCUCUCCCUUUAACUUUACAUACUCACCGGAAAUUUUACAUCUUCUCUGGCCGAGAAAACCAACUCAUUUCGACGGUAAAAGAGUAAAAUACAAACAUCAUGGAUGUUGAUUUCUGGGGUUCUAGGGUACACUCUUCUACACACCACCUUACUGCUAUGCAAUCCUCAAGAUUCCACUCUGAGAACAAUUUGGGAAUGGUUGAUUCUGACGUGGAUGAAGAUGCUCAGUCUUGUUUCCCAUGCCCUUUUUGUUAUGUUGAAAUUGAAGUUCCAAUGCUUUCUACACAUCUCCAGGAAGAACAUUGCUUCGACGUGAAAAAUUCAGUAUGCCCAUUGUGUGCAGAAAAUCUAGGCAAGGAUAUUGUUGGACAUUUUAUAACCCAACAUUCUCAUAUGCUAAAGCGGAGGCGAAAAUCUCAAAGAUCAGGGUCAUGUACUAAUAACAACUUACCAAUGGUCGGGAAAGAAUUGCGAGAAUUGACUUUGUUUCUUGGGGCAAAUUCACACAUGAGGGGAAACACAUUUGAUUCAAUACCAGAUCCACUUCUAUCACCAUUUCUCUGCGGUAUAUCUCCAACAGGGCCUAAAGUUGUUGAUGAAGAUACAAACUCCAGUACAGAAACAACAGUCACUUUGGAUGUUAAAAGGAAAGAGACAUCUAUGUCGGAUGAAGCUAGAGAACAAGAUUAUCAAGAAAAAAGUGAGAAAGCAGAGUUCUGCCAGCAGUUGGUUCUGUCUACAAUUUUCUAACACCUAGGUCAAUUUCAUUCCUUAUCAUCCAGCUCCAAGUGAGCCAGUUUCUACAGGCACCUUAUUUUUCCUGCUGGAGUUAUCCUUUUAGUAACUCGGAUAGCUGUUGUCACAUGAUAUAUAUGAUAUGUAAUAUCUUAACUUCAACAAAAAUUAUGUGGAAAAUAUCCGCAGAGUACAAUGUUAUUCUGGGUCAUGUAUAUCUAUGUACGUAUGUGUAAAAUCUCUUCACGUUGAAACAUUACGAACAAGUACAAUGUCUCUUUAUCAGACGUGAGGCCAAUUAGUGUUAUUUAUAAGCUUCA
Molecule: messenger RNA, 1102 nt
Organism: Papaver somniferum (opium poppy)
Lineage: Eukaryota; Viridiplantae; Streptophyta; Magnoliopsida; Ranunculales; Papaveraceae
Product: protein DEHYDRATION-INDUCED 19 homolog 5-like
Exons: 5
Coding region: 147-797 (216 amino acids)
Source: RefSeq, a predicted model, not a curated record